Messenger RNA from Pseudozyma flocculosa PF-1, 1134 nucleotides. RefSeq lists its product as uncharacterized. Gene Ontology annotation, biological process: zinc ion transmembrane transport. Gene Ontology annotation, cellular component: plasma membrane. The record is from RefSeq and is a predicted model, not a curated record. Gene Ontology annotation, molecular function: zinc ion transmembrane transporter activity. Lineage: Eukaryota; Fungi; Basidiomycota; Ustilaginomycetes; Ustilaginales; Ustilaginaceae. The transcript has 2 exons. The coding region runs from base 1 to 1134 and encodes 377 amino acids.
AUGGCUGAAGUGGAGCUCAACUGCCGCGGGCCGAGAGACGAAGCCUGGCAGGGCUCCAUCGGCCUCCGGAUCGGCGCGAUCUUCAUCCUCUGGGCCUCUGCCACCGUCGUCACCCUUUUCCCCAUCGUCACAAAGCGGGUUCCACGGCUGUCGAUUCCGGCGGCUGCUUUUGACUUUGCAAAGUACUUUGGCAGCGGCGUCAUCAUCGCCACCGCCUUCAUCCACCUCCUCGCGCCGGGCGUCGAGGAGCUGCAAAGUCCCUGCCUCAGUCAGGCGUUCCAGGACUACGAUGCGUUCCCAUUCGCCAUCGCGAUGAUCUCCAUGUUCGUCGUCUUCAUUGUGGAACUCCUCGCCUUCCGCCUCGGCAGCCACAUUGCAUCGAACCUGGCGUACGACCCUCACGUUGGCGGUCACCACCAUGCUCUGGAGCACAUCGGCACGGCCGACAACCACGUUCACGUCGGCGCCCACGACCGUGCCCACGCCCAUCACCAUUCGGAUGCCCACGGUCACAGCCAUGGCCACAGCCACGCCCAUGCCCACGACCACGCCCGCGACCUCGAGAGCAACGAGACCGAGGACUCGGCCAUCAAGAAGGCGGGCGUCGAGACCGAUGCGAGCUCGCAUGCGUCUGUCCCCCUCUCCGCCGCCGCUUCCGAGAUCCUGGGCGUCAUGAUCCUCGAGUUUGGCGUCAUCUUCCACUCGGUCAUCAUCGGCAUCACGCUGGGGACGACGAGCGACUUUACCAUCCUCUUCAUCGUCAUCAUCUUCCACCAGAUGUUUGAAGGGUUGGGCCUGGGUUCGCGCCUGGCCUUCCUGCCGCUCAAGCUCAAGUCGAUGAUCCCCUACGUCGGCGCGAUCGCCUACGGGCUCGUCACGCCCAUCGGGCUCGCCAUCGGCCUGGGCAUCCGUCACACGUACAACGAAGAGUCGGCGACAGCAAGCUACGUGACGGGCGUGUUUGACUCGGUCUCGGCGGGCAUCCUGCUCUACACGGGGACAGUGGAGCUGCUGGCGCACGAGUUCAUCUUCAACGAAAAGAUCCGCACCGCCCCGCUGGGCAAGGUCAUGCUCAACGUCGGCGAGAUGCUGCUGGGCGCCGGACUCAUGGCCCUCUUGGGUCGGUGGGCCUAG